Jatropha curcas is the source of this 2217-nucleotide messenger RNA. It is a transcript of the gene CDPK6, whose product is annotated as calcium-dependent protein kinase 6. Gene Ontology annotation, biological process: protein phosphorylation. Gene Ontology annotation, molecular function: protein kinase activity; ATP binding; calcium ion binding. The record is from RefSeq and is a predicted model, not a curated record. NCBI's taxonomy places the organism in Eukaryota, Viridiplantae, Streptophyta, Magnoliopsida, Malpighiales, Euphorbiaceae.
AUAGCUAAGAACCAAUAACAAAACGAUCAUAGCUCCACAAUUCAAUCAUGGCUACGACAUGGGGUCUCAAAUGGACGGCCAGCUGAACUGAAUCCACACAGAACUUAACAUGUUACCGGGACUAUUAUAGUAAUUGCAUGUACUGCUCCUUCCUCAAGACACAACACCGGAAAUGUCUUAAGAAGCCCACGUUUACUGUCUUAACUCACCUGCCUCUCUCUCCUCUGACUUACAUUGACCACACCCAAUGGGUAACUGUAGCAGCCUUCCUUCCAGCUUCACCACAUCCUCUGGCGGCUCCGACAAUCCUCCUCCCUCCAAUGGCAUCACGAUCCACCCCGCAACUGCUUCCCCUCCGCCUCGUCCUCCACCGCCACAUUCAUUUCAACCUUCUAAUCGUCCCUCCUCCACCACUCCGGCUGUAGGCCGAGUCCUCGGUCGUCCGAUUGAGGACGUCCGCAACACCUAUAUAUUUGGCCGCGAACUGGGCCGUGGCCAGUUUGGCAUCACAUAUCUAGUAACUCACAAGGAAACCAAAGAACAGUUCGCCUGUAAAUCCAUUACCACGCGCAAACUCAUCAACCGCGACGACAUUGAAGAUGUUCGCCGUGAGGUCCAGAUCAUGCACCACCUUACUGGCCACAGGAAUAUAGUGGAGCUAAAGGGAGCAUAUGAAGAUAGACAUUCGAUCAACUUGGUUAUGGAGCUAUGCGCGGGAGGAGAGUUGUUUGAUCGAAUCAUAGCGAAAGGGCAUUAUUCAGAGAGGGCAGCAGCCAUUCUUUGUAGACAGAUCGUGACUGUUGUGCAUGAUUGUCAUUCCAUGGGAGUUAUACAUAGAGAUUUGAAGCCUGAAAAUUUCCUUUUCCUCAGUAAAGAUGAGAAUUCCCCUCUGAAGGCUACUGAUUUCGGCCUCUCAGUGUUCUUUAAGCCAGGUGAUGUAUUUAAAGAUCUUGUUGGAAGUGCAUAUUAUGUAGCUCCUGAAGUGUUACGUCGAAAAUAUGGAGCUGAAGUUGAUAUCUGGAGUGCUGGGGUUAUACUGUAUAUUCUUCUUAGUGGGGUCCCACCCUUUUGGGGAGAGACUGAGCAGGCUAUCUUUGACUCUGUUCUUCGGGGACAUAUCAAUUUCUCUUCUGACCCAUGGCCUUCCAUAUCCAGCAGCGCUAAAGAUCUUGUGAAGAAGAUGCUAAGAACUGAUCCCAAGGAUCGACUUUCUGCAGCUGAAGUCCUAAAUCAUCCAUGGAUGCGAGAAGAUGGUGAUGCAUCUGAUAAGCCUCUUGAUAUUGCUGUUUUAACUAGAAUGAAACAAUUCAGAGCCAUGAAUAAACUUAAAAAAUUGGCUCUAAAGGUUAUUGCUGAAAAUCUUUCUGAGGAAGAAAUUAUGGGCUUGAAGGAAAUGUUUAAAUCCAUGGACACAGAUAACAGUGGAACAAUCACUUUUGAAGAGUUGAAAGCUGGCCUUCCGAAAUUAGGUACCAAGCUUUCUGAAUCUGAAGUGAGGCAAUUAAUGGAAGCGGCUGAUGUGGAUGGAAAUGGAACUAUUGAUUACAUAGAGUUUAUCACUGCUACUAUGCACAUGAAUAGAAUGGAAAGAGAGGACCACCUAUAUAAGGCCUUUGAAUAUUUUGACAAGGACAAGAGCGGGUACAUUACAAUGGAAGAAUUGGAGCAUGCCCUUAAGCAAUAUAAUAUGGGCGAUUCAAAAACGAUAAAAGAGAUUAUUGCCGAAGUUGACACGGACAAUGAUGGAAAAAUUAACUAUGAAGAGUUUGUAGCUAUGAUGAGAAAGGGCAACCCAGACUUGGUCACAAACAGACGCCGCAAAUAAACAAACAGGUCUUACAUUCUGAUGGGUUUAAAGAACAGAUAAACUCGUUUGUCAAUUUAUUCGUGUUAUCCAUUUAGGACCUCAGUUCAGCUGUCUUGCAUUGGAUAGCAAGCAAUAGCUGCUUUAUGAGGUCCUUUAUGGUUUACCCUGCUUGCUCUUUGCACAAGAGAAAGAGGCUUCAAUGGCAUCAUAUAUUGAGAGAAUUUCGCCUUUUAAGUUGCCACAUUUCUCAACUUCUUAGGCUGUGUGUAUGAAUGACAUCGUGCCACGUUUUAUUUACGGGCCAAUGAUUUUUUCUUUUUUCUCUUUUUAUCUUAAUUAUGUUACAUAGUUGACACGGUUUUUCCUGUUUAAUCUAUCAAUGAAAGAAGCAUUAAGAGAUUUGUGUUUUU